CUUCAACUGUUGUUGACACUGUGUUUGGCUUUUAGUCCAUGUGCGUUCCAUGUAUGUAUUUGUGGGGUCUAAUUUUAGAUUGCACUUUCUAAGGUGCUUAACAUUUAUAGUAUCUACUUAAGUGAUAAUCCAGUUCACUGAUGCCUUUCACACUUGGUUUGUGUAGGGUGUAUGAGGUAAAUAAACACAAGGGGGGUUUUUUAUUGGAAAAAUUAUAACAGAGAAGCUUUUCAGAAAGUCUUUCAGGAUGUAUUUUAAAUUUAAUGUCUCACUAAUUCCAAGACAAAAUCACAAUAUGUUUCUUGGGGAACUGUUUUAUAUCAUGCAGAGACACUGACCUGGAUAUAAUCUUGAUCUAAUUUUUUUUUUUUUCCACGAUUGCAUUGUAGAAUAGUGUGCGCUACAUGCAAUAUCCAAAGAAUUUAGAACAUUCUGAACAGAUCUGGAGCAAGAUGCUUCCAGAGAGCUUUGAGAAUCCCCUCCCUCCUCUUUCAAGUCCCCACCUUUCUCCUAAACAGAUUACUCGGGAGUUAAAGGAGCCUGCAUUCGGUCGCUGUGUCGUCUCUAUGAGGCUUAGAGCCACAGAGGAAACAGAUGGGAUAAGAAAACCAGGGGAUAUAAUUACAGAGGCUUAAUCAGCAAUCCAAGGCCUGUCCAGAACCCAGUCACACAGCCUCAAGCUUCUGCACCUCACAGUUUCUCUUUCAGAGGUAUUCGUCUCAGGGACUGGAGACAACUACAGCUGUUUAACAUGGAGAACGAGGAAGAGGAAGAUGAAAUCUUUACAGCGUUGCAGGGAGGAUAUGAAGGGCAGGAAGAUGUGGAGGAGCAGGAGGAAGAAGAAGAACAAGAGGAGCCAGAGGCUGAGAGGAAGAGCAGUUGGGAUGUCCCAAUUCCAAGUCGAUCACUGGCCAGUCGCAGAGCUUCACUUCCAUGCCCGGCUCAGCUGAAUGCAAUGCAUUUGAGUCGCCUGCAAUCUGCCAGCAUGGCCCCAAGCCCAGCUCACCUGAGCCACUGGCUUCAACGCGGUGAGGCGAGGCCGUGCUCUCGCUCCAGCCAUGUUGGCAAUAAAGAGGAGGGAACGCACACCAAGGGCAGCACAUGUGAAAGACGGCCACAUCCCAUCCCUACCAUCCCUGAGGUGCACGAGACUCUGGAGAAAAAAGCCAAAUUUAGGAGCCGCAAUGUCAUGUCUCUGAGUGAUGCGGACAGUUUGUGUAUGAUCUGUCAUGACGACCUACGCAAAGGAGGAGGAGGAAUCAGAGAGCUUCACUGUUCCCACAGCUUCCACAGUGAGUGCAUAGAGGAGUGGCUGUGGACCAAGCAGACCUGUCCCACAUGUCAAAAGCAUGUUGCCAUGCCAGAGCCCCUGUACUGGACAUCUACCAGAGUAAUAGUGCCCUGAGCUCUUCCAGCACCCAUUCAAACUACCUUGGACA
Messenger RNA from Megalobrama amblycephala (Wuchang bream), 1439 nucleotides. Its product is annotated as E3 ubiquitin-protein ligase CIP8. The record is from RefSeq and is a predicted model, not a curated record. Lineage: Eukaryota; Metazoa; Chordata; Actinopteri; Cypriniformes; Xenocyprididae. The transcript is spliced from 4 exons. Gene Ontology annotation, cellular component: cytoplasm. Gene Ontology annotation, biological process: ubiquitin-dependent protein catabolic process. Gene Ontology annotation, molecular function: ubiquitin protein ligase activity. The coding region runs from base 752 to 1405 and encodes 217 amino acids.